Molecule: messenger RNA, 1736 nt
Organism: Micropterus salmoides (largemouth bass)
Lineage: Eukaryota; Metazoa; Chordata; Actinopteri; Centrarchiformes; Centrarchidae
Gene: nfatc2ip
Product: nuclear factor of activated T cells 2 interacting protein
Exons: 9
Coding region: 32-1144 (370 amino acids)
Biological process (GO): positive regulation of transcription by RNA polymerase II; cytokine production
Source: RefSeq, a predicted model, not a curated record
GCAUCAGUAUUACGGGGGGAAAGAAACAAUCAUGGCGGACGCGGUGUCUGACAGUGAUCUGCAGGCUGUGAAGCCGCCGCCAAAACGCCGGCGCAUCCUGGACCCUUCAGCUAUCGUCCCGGUGCCCGUUUACUCCAACAAGGUCAGCAGCAGUCUGCAGCUGAAGCCGAUGGCGGCAGUGUUCAGUGAAAAGGAAAACGCAGACGACGGGGCAGACGAGAGUUUGUGGUCGCGGUUUUCAUCUCGAGGACCGAUGGCAUCGUCAGCCCCCACCGUCAUCACCUUCAGUGAUUCUGAUGACGACGAAGCAGAAGAUGUGGAGAACAAACCAGAACGCCUGGAGAAGAGAACAGAACCAGAAGCCAUUCGCAGCCCGUCUCCUCCUCCUCCAGAGAGUCCGGUCCAGAAACAGUCCAGACAGGUCAAACAGAAGAUCAGUGAGAUCGACAGAAAGCUCCGGGCGGUCAACUCCCUCCUGUCUCCUGAACCUCACCAGAGGUCCAGACCCCGCCGAGGCCUCCCGUCUCCGGACGACGACGACGUCAUCGUCAUGAACCAUACCGAUGAUGACGUCGUCGUCAUGAGCCCUACCGAUGAUGACGUCGUCGUCAUGCACCCUAACCCCGGACUUCAGGAUUCUCCGUACAGCUCCUCGGCCCGGGAGAUCCCCCUCAAGAUCCGCUGCCGAACAGACGUCCACAAGGUCCCGGUGCUGCCGUCGACAGCUUUAAGAGAUGUGGUGACCCAGCUGUCCGUCAUCCUUAACGUCCCUCCCCCUCGCCUCCUGCUGAUGAGGGACGAGGUGGAGCUUCCGACACACUCGACCGUCAGAGAGCUCGGCCUCGGCAUCGCUGACAUCAUAGAGUGUGUGGUCAUGGCAGCGGAGGACAAAGAUGGCGCCGACGACAGCAGCAGCAGCUUCAUCUCUGUGAGGCUGCAGAGCAAAGACCGCGACUCUUCACAGGAGUUCUCUCUGCACAGAGACGCGCCGCUGGACUCCAUCUUCUCCCAGUAUCUGUCCAAGAUGUCUGCCGGCGCCCAGAGGCAGGUCCGCUUCCAAUUCGACGGCUCCAAAGUCACACCCUUUCAGACGCCGGCUCAGCUCGACAUGGAGGACGGGGACAUCAUUGAAGUCUGGAUUUAAGCCUCGAGCUUUUUUUGUAAAUGUCGAUAUAAACAAUCACUUAAUUAGUAAUUAAUUAUUAUUAUUAUACACUUCUAAACUUAUUUUAAUGUUUUUGUGAAUGUACAAAACUUUCUAUUUCUGACUUUUUUAUUGUUAUUGAAAGUAAUAAUAAUAAAAUGAGUAGACGUUACUCUGUAAGAAAACUCUCAGGUAAUAUUAAGUCAUUUAGCUUUCAGAUGUUUCAAAGCAAAAGUAACUAUAAAGUCAAAACGCUGCUGUAUUCACAAUCUACCUGAACUAAAAGGUCAGCGGCUGUUUGUCUAACAUCAAAAACAAACUCAACAUAGACUUGAAACCAGAAGACCUUGAAGUGUACGCUGGCAAAACAAAUCUAUUAUUCCUGCAAAUGUGUUUUUGCGUCAUGUGUCUUAUUUAACCUUUGAACAGGUGAGAUCAUAUCAGAUUAUUUUCUCUCUGAUUGACUGAUUGAAUUGUCGGGUUCACAAAAUGUGAGAAUGUGAAUAAUGUCCAUUAAAGUUUAAGCUCAAGUGUACAGAAGUGUGUGAUACAUAUGCCGAUGAAUAAAUUGUCCCAACUAACAGUCCCAAAA